Molecule: messenger RNA, 3741 nt
Organism: Kazachstania africana CBS 2517
Lineage: Eukaryota; Fungi; Ascomycota; Saccharomycetes; Saccharomycetales; Saccharomycetaceae
Gene: CAT8
Product: DNA-binding transcription factor CAT8
Exons: 1
Coding region: 1-3741 (1246 amino acids)
Biological process (GO): regulation of DNA-templated transcription; DNA-templated transcription
Molecular function (GO): DNA-binding transcription factor activity, RNA polymerase II-specific; zinc ion binding; DNA binding
Source: RefSeq, a predicted model, not a curated record
AUGGUCAAAAAGGAACCAGGAUCUAGUGAUCCACGAAAACAAGAUAGUGACGUUAACCAUCCUUCCUCUUCUAACUACAGAGUAACUCAGGCAUGCGAUCGUUGCAGAUCUAAAAAAACAAGAUGCGACGGAAGAAAACCACAAUGUUCUCAAUGUGCCGCUGUAGGAUUUGAAUGUAAAGUUAGUGAUAAAUUAAUUAGAAAAGCAUAUCCUAGAGGCUAUACGGAAAGUAUAGAAGAAAGAGUAAGAGAAUUAGAAGCUGAAAAUAGAAGAUUAUUAGCAUUAUGUGAUUUGAAAGAACAACAAAUUUCGUUGGUCGCUAAAUACUCUUCAAAUAAAUCAAAUAUUUUACCAACUGAUAGAUGUAUAAUAGAAUUGAAUAGUGAUUCGGAUUGUACUAAUAAUAUUAAAGGCGAGCUCAAUAAAGAUCGACAAAAUGAUGUUACUACAAUACCGAAUUCAUUACCAUUAAAUAUAUCACAAACAAAUUUAUACCUUUUGAACCAAACUCAAAAAAAGGCGGAAUUGAAUAAUGGUAACAAAAUGUUUCAACAAAAUCAAUCUAAUGUGUCAACUUCUUCUUCUUCAUCUCCAUUCUUCGCUAAUAAAUUGAAUUCAAAUGGCACCAUAAGAAGUCCAGAAUCAAAUACGACAGUUUCGCCAUUAGAAUCACACACGAAAAACUUAAAAUCGAAUAUACGCAAUAAUAACACAACCACAACAACUCAUGUAUGUGAUGGUAUAUGUUGUACAGAUAAAUUACAUCCUCAGCCUGUGGCCACAAAUUAUAAUGAUCCAACAUCAAUAUCUUUUGAACAAAGCGAAGCUCCAGGUCUUGUAGCUGCAAAAGCUUUAAAAUCAAUUAAUAAUCAAGAAGAAGCAACUCAAUUAGCAAUAUUAGUCUCAUUAUCAGUCCCUAGAUCCACUGAAGAAAUUUUAUUUAUUCCACAAUUAUUAGCUAAAAUUAGGCAAGUACAUGGCUUCACUUCAAAACAAUGUCUCUAUACGGUUUCUUUGUUAUCAUCUUUGAAAAAUUCUUUACCAUCUCCUAAAUCGGAUUUUUUAAUGGACAAUUCUCAAAAUUCAUUAUUAUUAAAAAAUACUAACAUCUGGCAAAUUAAUGAUUUAAAUGUAUUCUUCACAGAUCUUUUAAAAUUUAAUAUAUCAAAUGACUCAAAAACUUCAACGUUACUCUCUUUUGAUGAUAUUGAUGAUUUAACCAAUCUAUAUUUCAAUCAUUGGUCCAAUUUAAUUCCAGUACUUAAUGAAGAAGAAUUUUUCAAUCGUUACAACAAUUUUAAAAUACAAUGUCAAUCAUUUAUUCAGGGAAAUCAAUCCAAUAAUCUAAGAGAUUACAAGUUUUUUGGUUGUUUUUUGAUGGUAAUGUGUCAGAUGGGACUGUUAAUAAAAUUGAAAGAACAUAAAUCCAACAACUCUUUAUUCAAAAUAUUAACUUAUUAUCAUCAAUUAACUUACAUUUUACCGAAAAAUCCAGUUUAUGAUUUUGCCACAACAUCCAUCAAAUCUGUUCAAUUACUGGCUCUAUUACUAUUUUAUCACUUAAAUAUGGGUAACAUCGAACAAAUUUAUGAGCUAAGAGGGAAUAUAAUCAGCAUGGCCCAUCAAUUACGUCUUCACCGUUGUCCAAGUGCGGUCUUGACUGGCUCGGGUUCUACAAUGCAAAAAUUGGAACAAAGUAAUAGAAGAUUAUUAUUUUGGACCAUUUACUAUCUCGAUGUCUUUUCAUCCUUACAAUUAGGUGUACCAAGGUUAUUAAAAGACUACGAAAUCGAAUGUGCAUUGCCCGUAGAUAACACCACCACAAUGGAUGCUAUAGAUGGAACGUCUAUCAAAUUAGAAGGUACGGUUUCUCAAAUUUCCUUGACUUUGUUUAGGUUCGCUAAAGUUUUAGGUAACAUUGUUGAUUCAAUUUUUAAAAGAAAUAUGUCGACCUCAAUAUCAAGACAAGUGGCUUUGAUUCAUGAAAAUGCAUUAGAUAAUUGGAGGAGUAGGUUGCCGGAACAAUUCCAAUUUAAACUUGACGUUAAUGGAACAAUAAAUUUGAAUGACUUAGACACUGAAAACAGUGACACAAUUUUCUUGAUUGUCUUCUAUUUUUUGGCUAAAUGCAUGAUUCAUUUACCAGUAUGUUCCACAAAGGUAGAUUUAGAGGAUAAAGUUACUGAAACUGGUAAUGAUGUCAUUUAUAAUGAUCGGUUUUCCACUUCAUAUGUGUCUUUACAACAAUCAACAAACACAAUGCUAAAUGCUUUAAGGAUGAUUAGAGAUAAGUACUUACCAAUGCCAUUCAACGUUUCUAGAACACUUACAAGGUUCACAUUAAUAAGUGCAAAGGGCUCAUUAGACUAUAUUAAGGGUGGCUCGUUAUUUAUUGACAAUAAGAAACUUUUAUUGGAUUGUGUACAAGAUAUUGAAGCAAAUAGAAAAUUAGAUUUACCAGGUAUCAUAUCAUGGCAUAGUUUAAAAUUGCUUGAUUUAACUUUGAAUUUAUUUCUACAAAAUUCCAAUACAAAACCUGAAAAGAUUGAAAAAUUGUUGCAAAAAAAAUUGAAUUAUUAUAAUAAAUUAAUGGGUAAGCCAUUAGUGAAAAAUUUACCUAUCCAAAAGAGGACAAAUCAAAAUAAGGGUAAUAAUAAUGACGAACCAUCAAGAAAGAAGGUCAAGAAGGAACUUGAAAAUGAUAUCAAUUCUUUGCAUCCAAUACUCAUUGAUAAUGAAGGUGUGACACCAUCAGAUGCUGCUCCAUUAAUCAACAAAACCAAUAGCAAUACAAACAAUCCUGUGGUUACGACCCAAAAUGAGUUUGCAGAAGCUUUGCAAGUUGAUCCUAUUUUAAAUUCCGAUUAUUAUCAGUUUAGUAACUUGGACUUAGCUACUCUUUUCAAUUCUGAUAAAUUGAACAAAAUAAACAGCCAUCAUGGCUCGAGCAUUAACUUGAUAGAUCAAAAACCUUUUAAUGAUUCACUUAUUCCCAAAUUUUCUCAAGUGAAUACAGCAAGCAACAGUACGCUUAACAUGGAACAAUUGUUAAGAAAUCAAGGUAAAUUUAAUAUAUCACCUAAUAUCUUCUCUCCUAACUUUCAAAGUAAAGAAAAUUUGCUUGGGAAUAGCAAGGUGAAUAAUAAUUUACUAUACUCUAAUCUGAAAAAUAAUAGUAACAACCAAAGUUUAACAACAAUGAUGAUGCUACUCAAUAAUGAAAUUCCUUUUUCGUCGAUAAAUUCAAAUACCGGUGAAAGUGGAGUGAACAAACAGAAUGCAAAUGCCACCGAAAAUGACAACGUGGAAACCAUAAAUUUCAAGCAAGAUUUGACAAACAAGAAUGAAUCUGGCAAUAUGUUAAGUACUGAAAAUUAUCUUUCUGAUUUCAGCUAUAUUAUUGAUGGAUCUUUAGGAUUGGCUCCUUUGUUAGCGAAUCCAUUUAAGCCUACAGGAGAAAAUAACUUGGUGAACGUUUCUUCGAUUGAGACAACGGGACAAUGUAUAAACCCAAAAGUACUAUCUAGUCAAAGUUCAGACGCUAACAAAGAUGAUACUGACUUAAAUUUAGAAAAUGGUGCUGUUCAAAGAAGGCCAAGAAGAUACAACGGAAAUUUUGGUUUAGGUGGGACAGGAAUGAACAGUAAUUUUUCGGUUUCUGAUCUUUUAAGACCUGAUGAUCAAAAGAAAAGGGAAAAAGAAACACUGAAUGAUCUGUUCAAUUGGCAAAAUUCUGAUUGA